UUCGCCCAGAACGUGUGAUGAGUAGCCAACGGUGCCAAGGAAGCAGCGCUGCUUAUUUCGUUAUUUCAUAGCGAUUAAGACCGCGGAGGCGUCCAGCUUCGAGGCUAUGGGGAUCCACAAAUGAAGAUAUCAGAAUACGUUUAAAUGAUGUCAGGUUAGCUUGCUGUUAGCGUCGGGGGACUUCUUGUUAUGAUUCGGCGAUGUUUACCGUGAAGCCUUAACAGUCUCUGCUGAGGGCAAAGACAGUCAACCGGAGCGUGUAGCCCCUCGGCUGCACAUUCGGCAGAAAAAUACGAACUCAAAUAUUUCAUUUGUUCGCCUGUGUCGCGGCUGGCGGCAAGCCAAUAACUGACGCUGGAGCAGGACACGGAGGAUAGUAUGGCCAUGACGGAAGGGACUGCAGCUACCCUCCCCAUGAGCAACCACACCCGAGAGAGGGUGACUGUGGCCAAGCUGACACUGGAGAACUUCUACAGCACCCUGCUCACCCAGCACGAGGAGCGCGAGAUGAGGCAGAAAAAGUUGGAGAAGGCAAUGGAAGAUGAGGGUUUACCAGAUGAGGAGAAAGUAAUGCGUCGCUCCCAGCACGCCCGCAAGGAGACUGAGUUCUUGCGGCUGAAGAGGACGCGACUGGGCCUGGAUGACUUUGAGUCUCUGAAAGUUAUCGGACGAGGAGCUUUUGGAGAGGUGCGUCUGGUGCAGAAAAAGGACACGGGGCACAUCUACGCCAUGAAGAUUUUGAGGAAAGCAGACAUGCUGGAAAAGGAACAGGUCGCUCAUAUCCGAGCAGAGAGGGAUAUUCUAGUGGAGGCAGACGGCGCCUGGGUGGUCAAGAUGUUCUACAGCUUCCAGGACAAGAGGAACCUUUACCUCAUCAUGGAGUUCCUGCCCGGAGGUGACAUGAUGACCCUGCUGAUGAAGAAGGACACUCUGUCAGAAGAGGCCACGCAGUUCUACAUCGCAGAGACAGUGUUGGCCAUUGACUCCAUCCACCAGCUGGGCUUCAUCCACAGGGACAUCAAACCUGACAACCUGCUGCUGGACUCUAGGGGUCACGUGAAGCUGUCAGACUUUGGUCUGUGCACGGGACUGAAGAAGGCUCAUCGCACAGAAUUUUACAGGAACCUGACGCACAACCCACCCAGUGAUUUCUCUUUUCAAAAUAUGAACUCCAAGAGGAAAGCAGAAACCUGGAAGAAGAACCGCAGGCAGCUGGCUUAUUCCACUGUGGGAACGCCCGACUACAUUGCUCCUGAGGUCUUCAUGCAGACGGGCUACAACAAGCUGUGUGACUGGUGGUCUCUGGGUGUCAUCAUGUAUGAAAUGCUCAUUGGUUAUCCACCCUUCUGCUCGGAGACACCGCAGGAGACGUACAGGAAGGUGAUGAACUGGAAGGAAACCCUUGUCUUCCCACCUGAAGUGCCCAUCUCGGAGAGGGCCAAAGACUUGAUAUUAAAGUAUUGCACUGACGCUGAGAACAGAGUUGGUGCUGUGAGUGUGGAGGAGAUCAAGAGUCAUCAGUUUUUUGAGUCGGUGGACUGGGAGCACAUCAGGGAGCGGCCGGCAGCCAUCUCCAUUGAAAUCAAGAGCAUUGACGAUACCUCCAACUUUGAUGACUUCCCUGAAUCGGAUAUCCUUCAGCCAGCCAAUUCGACAGAGCCAGACUUCAAGUCCAAGGACUGGGUAUUCCUCAACUACACGUACAAGCGUUUCGAGGGUCUGACUCAGCGAGGCACCAUCCCCAUAUACAUGAAGGCAGGGAAGGCCUGACGGGCUCAACAGGGAGACUUGCGUUGUAGAGGAGAAAGGAAAAAAAAAAAAAAAAAAAGACGUUUACGGACACAGGGUCGGGCCCUGGAGCCCUGCUGGUGCUGAAGGCUGAGCUGUCAGUCAGCCUCUCAGUCUGAAUUUAACCUUCAUCGCGACUCAUUUAGGUCUGCUCAGCCACCGCGAGAACUCCCAAAAGCAUUACCGCAUUACCUCGGUUGUUUAUAUCGUAUUCCUGUGCUGUCUUUUAGCCAUAGCUCUCAGGCCACCUCACUAAGUAGGACACUAAUUGAGCAUAUCUGCAUGUUCGGCGGCACAUUGCUUUUUGGAGAGAUUUUUUUUUCACUGCCUAAAGGCAGUAAAACGGUGAGGCUUGAAGACGAAUCACUGCUUCAACAUCUUUGCAUCGAUAUACAUUUUUACACUGGUGGUUAAAUUGGCUUACGAUGCAAAGAAUUCCUGAUACCGAAGACAUGCUCUAUACACUGUAGUCAAACUCUGGAUUAUUGGUGAGAACCCUUCGCUCGUCCUCACCCACCUGCUGUUCAUAGAUUUAAAGGAUAGUUCCAGCAUGAUUUCUAGUGUUUUUUUUUUACUACUGCUCCAGUUCACAAAAGCUUCAGUUUAUUGGACAGAGGCAUCUUGACUGGGUUGUGGUUGUCAGGAUGUGGAGGCUGAUGCAACCUUCAGCUUCAGCUUCCAUGUCAGGACAUACUGGCAGUGCGACUUCUUUCUUUGUUUGGAACAUGCUAGUCUGCAAAUGCUAGUUGAUGCCACUGAAAACUCAGCUGUCAGUAGGGACAGCUCAAUAACUAUAGGAUGUGUUGCCAUGAAAUUUGAUAGUGACAUUUUAAUUUUAAUAAUCUUGCUGUCAUGAACAUUUCAUCAGCCACCAUCAUUGACAACACCUCUAAAAGUGAUUGUGUGUUCACACUGGACGCAAAUCUUUCGCAUCGCUUUGCUCGCACGAGUUGUGCUAACUCGCGUCAUCAGACAAAGACAGACACACUUCCUCGUUGCCUUUCUGCCAAGCCCUCACCUUCUUCACCCAGUCACGAUGCAAAUAGCAACCCAGUCUGGCUGCACACACACAGCGACAGUAGUGAUCCUCCAUCCCUGAUACAAUGACAGGACGUCUGACGACAGUGAAGGAGGGUGGAUCUCGACGCUAAUUGGCUAUCGCGUCAAAGCGUCACGCAAAUAUUUUGCUGAAGUUCAAACAUUUAGAAAAAUAUCGAGCGGCCCGAAGUGACUAACGACAAUUUCUCACAAUCCGCGUCGCACCACUCAAUGAAGCGAAAUUUGCGUCUUGCCGCGUCUUUGCAUUGACUUGUAUGUUAUCUACUCACGCAAAUAAUUCGCGACGCGUCCGGUGUGAAAGCAACAUUAGGGUAUUCAGCUUCUGCUGUGCCUGGCUAUUUUGCUUAUGUACUAAUUAUCAAAUGUUAGCAAGCCCUUACACUAGACUAUUGUGCUGAACAUGGUGAACAUUGCACUUGCAAAGCAUCACAUACUGUGUUGAGGUAAGCAUUUAGCCCAAGGGCACCACUGUGUCACAGACGGCUACUGUAGCAGGAUCUACGAAUGAGGUCGGACAGGAAGUGGGUGGAAAGAUUUUGUCACAGUCGUGACACGUCACAGGUGUGUAAUUGAGAUAAAAUUGAAGGCAGAGUUCAACGGUGCGCGUGGCUCUACCCACGGGUGGUGAGUAAUUCAGUAAUGAAGACUGAGUGCUCAUUUAAUAAUGUGGUAAUUAUUGUCAACAUGUUGACGGGCGUGGCAGCUGGUUGAUCCCAUCACACAAUGUCUCUAGUUAGGGUUGGUUUGGCCUAAUAAUACAUCUACAACAUUCAUUUUUCUCCAUGCGGCUUUGAAGUGACUGAAGCUCAGUGAGUGAGUGUUUUUUUAGAAAGGAUUUAAAAAUUGUUGAAAUGAUACAGAAUAUAAUACAAACAAGUGAAAACUAAAAUCAUGCUGGAAUCAUCCUUUAACCCUCAUGGUGGUGACACUCUCUGUGUCAGCUCAGUGGGCGAAACUCCUCCUGCGGUGUUGCUUUUCUCACACAGAGGAACAACUUGUUGCCAAGAAACACCUGAAUGCAGUUCACCCUGCGCUCGACAUCCGUUUGAUCUUUCACAUCGCCUAACAAACUGCUGCAGUGUGUCACUUCACUUUGGAGCCAGUUGUUUAGUUUCGACCAGUGCUUCAGUUAUUGAUAUUUCCCCUGAUUAUAAUUCCAAUCACUCGGGACAGCCGAUCGCUUCCUCCUUAGACGGACAUAACAUGCAAAGUGCCUUUUUAUAUAUAUAUAUAUUUAUUUAACCACAUCUUUUAGAGAUGUAAUGAGAAACUAAUUAGAAGUAAGAAACAAUAAUAAGGUUUAGUGAAAAAUAUCGACGAGAGACAGAACAGCAAGAGAAUGAAAAGUUAUUCAGCGUUCUAAGUCUGCUUGUAAGAAAAGUUCCUCUCUCUGAGGACACAUAAAGGUCUGGUGUGUCCGUCAUGUUUAUUAUACUUAGAGUGAUAAAACCUGUGAGUUGAGAGAAGUGAUAAAACAGAGUGAUAAAACAAAGGCAGUAUAGACAAAAGCUUAUUUUUAUCGGUUAGAGAGGGGAUCAUAAAAAUCUACUGCGUCAAGGCAAACGCAUCGAACAAAUGGUCUUUGUUUGGCAAGUGAAAAAAAACGAAGAGAAACUAGGUAAGAACACAUUAAUGUCGUGGAUAUGUUAGAUACGUGUAUGAUGUUUUUACUUUGAGGUUUCUAAAUGUCUGAGUUGAUAUUAAUUAGGUUUCCAUUCAUACUUUUUUCUUUUAAAGCCUCGAAAGUAUAGGCCUCUCUUUCUCAAAGAAGGGAAUCAUCACAUCCGCUCGGAGUUGUCACCAAUCACAGCGCUAGAAAAAAAAUAGUUACCAAAGAACUUUGAUCGUCACACGUCGUGAUCUGAACACGCGUUCAGGUGUAGCCGUCGCUUGACUGCACUUAACUUCAAACUACCUUUUAGAUAAUAAAAAAAAAACUGUUUUCCAUUUAAUUUGCUAUUAUUGUUUCGACACUGUCAGAAAGUGAGUGUUACCAAGACGGACGUUUGUCAGUCGGCGCGUCCUUUAAGUGUCAAGAUGCGAGAUAAGCUGUAAGUGUACAUGGAGGGACAGGAAAUACAUGAACUAAGUUUAGCUGUAGCCAUAACAGGCAUCUCACAUUGGACCAUCUGUGCUGCUAUUUUAGAGGAACUGAUGGAGGAAGUAAGUGUUUGAAAUAUUAGUGUUUUAUUAUAAUACACCUACCCCAGCCUCUUGCCUUUUUAAAAAAAAAAUAUAUAUCUUUAACCUUAACUCAUCCAGGAACAUUAUUUAUUAUUCCUCAUGUUUAUCUUGAAGGUGAUUUCAAGAAUUAGAUUUUGUGCUUACGCUCAGUGAAAUCAGAAAAUGUCUGGGGGGGAAAUAAAUGCAAACCAAUCUGGAUCAUAUCAGAAAGACAACCUGGUUCAGACUGAUCGGUGCCAUAUCCCGUGAUAAAAAUCCAAAUGUCUGGGUUGAACCCAAAAACAAAUGACCAGGCUGCAGAAAGCUUUGGCCUGACAUCAGUACAAGUAGCAGGACAGAUGCACGAUGGGGGAUUUUGCUGAUGGCUACCGCUUCAGGGUUCACGGCCGUGUCUAAUCAUUGGAGUACACGGACACUAACUGCUGUAUCCAGAGCCUCUUCAGUUUCAGAGCCGGACUGUUACCAUUGUUCGUGCGCGAUUGUGUGAUGAAGCUACAGGUGACAAAAAAAAGGGAAGAAAUUUUCAUGAAGUAGAUACUCUGUGCUUCUCGUUGUGGUGUCAAACUCAUGUUCUGUGCUUGUAAUAGAGAAAUUAUUACACUUUUGUUGUUAUCACAAGUCUGUGUGCAGAAAAAGUAUACAAGAUGACUUGAACUCCAUUGCUGUGACACUUUAUCCAAGAGGAGCUAAAUUAUUGUGACUUCAUUAUUUCCACAAGGUUGAGAAGAGUUCCGGGAUCUGGAAAAACAGUGUUCGACGAUUCAUCUGUGAACGACCAAACCAGCUUUCUGACUCUCCCAAUGUGUCGUUGGUCGUAUUAACAUCACAGAAUCUGUCAUGAACGGAUGUUCAGAGAAUACAUUUACCCAACUCAAAGAGCAAGGAUGAUGUACAUAUCCUUUAAAUAAAAAAUUAAAAAGCCAGUGACACCAAAGUCAAAUAUAAAAGCAAAUGAAUGGUUCAUUCCCAUAUAGCCUCUAGUUUCAGGCGUAAAUAGUCAACCUUUCUGCCUCGGGAACCUCAUAUGCGCAGUGACUUGGCUCAUCAUUUUGAAUCCCCCUCCCCCCCACGAAUUGUGAAAGGGUUUAAAAACCCUCUCUGCAGGCCAGGACGAUGUUGUGAGGUGUUUUAGUGUAACGACGUGUACAUAUUGUGGUAGACAAUGAAGGAGGGAGGGCUCAUUAAUAUAUUCAUUCACACUGGUGAUUUUUUAUGUAGAUAAAAUGCUUAAAAUGAUAAUAAAAAAAAUUAAACACUUAAA
This is a messenger RNA of Scophthalmus maximus (turbot), 6292 nucleotides long. RefSeq names its product serine/threonine-protein kinase 38-like. Lineage: Eukaryota; Metazoa; Chordata; Actinopteri; Pleuronectiformes; Scophthalmidae. The transcript is spliced from 14 exons. The record is from RefSeq and is a predicted model, not a curated record. Gene Ontology annotation, biological process: peptidyl-serine phosphorylation; intracellular signal transduction. Gene Ontology annotation, molecular function: ATP binding; protein serine/threonine kinase activity. The coding region runs from base 379 to 1770 and encodes 463 amino acids.